Dibothriocephalus latus is the source of this 1002-nucleotide messenger RNA. The record is from the annotation of a GenBank genome assembly. Lineage: Eukaryota; Metazoa; Platyhelminthes; Cestoda; Diphyllobothriidea; Diphyllobothriidae.
AUGUUAGCACUUAUUCAACUAGCAUCUACCAAUAAUAAGGAAGAAAAUAUUAAAAUGUUAACUAAACUUGUUGAAUCGGCCACCGAACAGGGUGCCGAGAUGGUAUUCCUGCCAGAGGCCGCGGAUUUCAUUGCAGGAUCACAAAAGGAGUCCUUUCAACUGGCAGAGACAAUGGAUGGAAAGUUUUUAACUUCCGUCAGAAAUUUGGCUGAGCGGCUAGGGAUUUGGAUUAGUGUCGGUUUCCACAGGAAGCCUCAAGUCACGGAGGAAGACCAGCGCCUUUUCAAUUCACAUGUCGUUAUUGAUAAUACUGGAGGAAUUAGAGGUUUAUACGACAAGACGCACUUGUUUGGCCUCGAUUUAAAUCGUGAGGUUACAACUCGCCAGUCGGCUAUAGAUGAAUCAACUUACACCCGUCCCGGUGCAGUUGCCCCCGUGGUUGUCCGCAACACUCCUGUUGGAACUCUUGGCCUUGCUAUAUGCUACGACCUGCGUUUUCCAGAGCUGGCAACUUCUCUGCGGUACCAGGGUGAUGCGAAUGUGUUAGCCUAUCCAUCGGCGUUUACAAAACUGACAGGAGAAGCCGGACACUGGCACACCCUUCUUCGGGCACGUGCAAUAGAGACCCAGUCCUACGUUGUGGCUGCCGCUCAGGAUGCUGUACACAGCCCCAAAUUCACCACAUAUGGCCACAGCCUGGUUGUCAAUCCGUGGGGUCAGGUUAUCGCAGAGUGCGAACAACCCGGUCCCGGGGUAGUCCUGGCACGCAUAAAUCACGACCGCAAGAAGGAUGGCUUGCCAUCAGCCGACCUGGACCAACUGCCUGCUACCAACUUCACGAGCUACGUUCGCAGUAUUCUGCCCGUGUCCACGAGCCGACGCUUUGAUCUUUAUCCUCAAGCUGGUGGAAGUCAGCCGAUACGUACGUUUUUUCUGUUAGUGGUCUUACCUUUUAACAGUGCUGGCGACUUUAAUCACACAGUGGACAUCGCAUUUGGAUAA